GCACGUGAGGACACCUACCAACAGACAAAGAAUAAUAGCAGAAUAAUCUUCUGAGCUCUCCAAGCAGGAGACCAAUUUAAGACACCCCAAAUCAAAACAACAACAACAACAAAGAAAACCCCCACCAAAGAUAGGAACUUCAAAGCACUAAUGUAGAAAGUGGAAUCCAUGUGUACUAUGCUGGUGUAUUAAAUGUCAUGGCAGCUGUCUGGAUGACUCCAUCAUUAUACAACUGCAAGCUGCAUUAAGGAUUUUAUAACUGGAAGACGGUGUGUUUUGGAUCAUAGCUUUGCACAAACUGACUCAACCACAGACACAUGAAGGAGGGGUCAUUUUCUGUCCCCAGAAAAUCCACUCAUAACAGCCUAGGUGUUCUCCUCAAGGCCCCAUAUCGACCCCCCCCCCCUCCUUUCACUGGAAAUGGACACUGCUAGUGUAUUUAUAGCCUCAGUACACAAGCGAGCUGCCUGUCUUUAGGAAAGAACUAUUCAUAUCAGUCCGAGCUGCCGAAUGUUCUAGACCGUUCUUUCUGAGCCGUGCUGUGUUGUGGGGUACAAAGAAUUAACUUUUGGAAUAACUUUGAAUGAGUUGACAGAUGCCAACGUCUUCCUGAGCACAGCCGUUAGUGACGAGAUGGAGAAUCCCGUCUUACAGACGCAACCGUCCACCCUGGCGUUUUUUGACACGGCCCAUGCCUUCAACCUGCUGCGAGGAAUCCAUGAGCUCCGCGCAGAGCGAAAGUUUUUUGACGUGACUUUGUGCGCCGAGGGCCGUGAGUUCCACUGCCACCGCACGGUGUUGGCUGCCGCCAGCACCUACUUCCGUGCCAUGUUCGCCGGUACGCUUCGGGAGAGCAUAAUGGACCGUGUUGUUCUCCAUGAGGUUUCGGCUGAGCUUUUGGGGUUGCUGGUGGACUUCUGCUACACAGGACGGGUCACUGUCACGCAGGACAACGUGGAUCUUCUUCUGAAAACGGCAGAUCUGUUUCAGUUCCCGUCGGUCAAAGAGGCCUGCUGUACUUUUCUGGAACAGCGUCUGGAUGUUUCCAACUGCUUGGAAAUCCAGGACUUUGCAGAGGCCUACGCUUGCCGAGAGCUGGCGGCCAGCGCACGCCGCUUUGUCCUCAAAAACCUAAUGGAUCUCGCUAAAGGGACAGACUUUGAGCGAUUGCCUUGGAAGCGCCUCCUUGAGUUUGUGUCCGAUGAUGAGCUGUGCGUGGACAAAGAGGAGACUGUUUAUCAGAUCGCAGUGCGCUGGGUGAAGGCUGACCUCCAGCGGAGACUGCACUACUGGCCCGAGCUCCUCCAGCAGGUCCGACUCCCUUUCGUAAGGAGGUUCUUUCUUUUGGCCCAUGUUGAGAGCGACCCCCUUGUCUACCUUUCACCCACCUGCCUCCGCAUGGUGAACGAGGCCCGUAGCUUCCAGUCCUGCGAGUAUGACCGUCACGAUAGGCCCUGCCGCCGGAUGCGCCCACGGCCUUCCACUGGACUAGCUGAGAUCUUGGUCGUGGUGGGAGGUUGCGACCAGGACUGUGAUGAGCUGGUCACAGUCGACUGUUUCAACCCGCAGACGGGCCAGUGGCGCUACUUGGCAGAGUUCCCGGAUCAUCUCGGUGGGGGCUACAGCAUAGCUGCCCUCGGGAAUGAUAUGUAUGUCACUGGCGGCUCUGACGGCUCCCGCCUUUACGACGGCGUGUGGCGCUACAAGUCGAGCGUCAACGAAUGGACGGAGGUGUCGCCCAUGCUGAAGGCCCGCGAGUACCACAGCUCGUGCGUGCUGAAAGGUCAGCUGUACGUGGUGGCGUCGGACAGCACCGAGCGCUACGACCACACGCUGGACUGCUGGGAGGCCUUACCGCCUAUGCUGCACGCCAUGGACAACUGCUCCACCACUACGUGCAAUGGCCGGCUGUACGCCAUCGGAUGUCUCGCCGGGGAGGACACCAUGGCCGUCCAGAGCUACGACCCAGCCGGCAAAGAUUGGGCCAUGGUCAACUGUGGACAGCUGCCCCCGUGGUCCUUUACGCCUAAAACGGUGACCCUCAAUGGCCUCAUCUUUUUUGUCAGGGAUGACUCUGCAGACGUUGAUGUGUACAACCCCCUGAAGAACGAGUGGGAUAAGAUUAGUCCUAUGAACCAGGUCCACGUCGGAGGCAGUGUGGCCGCGCUGGGCGGCAAACUGUUUGUAUCCGGGGGUUAUGACAACACGUUCGAGCUGUCGGACGUAGUGGAAGCGUACGACCCGGCCACUCGCACCUGGAGCGUCGCGGGCCGGCUGCCUCAGCCUACCUUCUGGCAUGGCAGCGUCAGCAUAUUCCGUCAGUUCAUGCCUCUGGUGUCUAAUGCCUUUGAGCCCACCAGCGCCCCGGACGCAAAUGCCAUCCAUCUGCACCGGCACCAGCGUCACCAGGCUUUACACAACCUGAACAACAAUGUAAACCAGGACAUGAACGCAGCCCACUGAAGUUUUGAUUUGACUGUCAGUGUACUGUGACUUUACCUCAUCAACAAUGCUGAAACUGACUGAAGGAUUUAAAAGAGAAUCGGAGCCUCUCAGGCCUUGAAAGUGUUGUCACCCAUGUACAUGCAUGAGGGAAAAACACCUAGGACUAAUGGCAUUUGUGAUUACAUUGUAAAAAUAAUUGGAGAUCGCAGGAUAUGCCGCUUAAGAAUAGAGCUUUGGGCAGCAUCAACUUCCCAUGGAGCCCAUGAGCCUGAUUGAGUAAGAUUCCGAAUAGCAGGUGCUCCAUUGCAUGUUUGCACUUCCGAUUGCGCAGGCAUGAUCUUAGAUUACGGUGCAACUGGCAAAAAGUUGUAUUGCUGCGAUUGCCCUCGCAAUGAGGGUUUUGUUCUUCAGGUAGUGCUAGUGGUUUUAGCCAUGGGAAAUUUGGGAUAGCACUGCAACCACCUGAUGGAGUUGCAAGUGAUGGAACUGGAAGUGUCAAGCUAACAUGACCAAGUUACAAAAAGGUUACUCACUCGUAAUGCUUGGGAAGUCAGGAAACCGCAAAAAAAAAAAAAAUCUGGUUUUGUUUGAUUUAAGAUAUUAUAGUGUUGUGGGAAUUUGUCACAUGUCCAUCCCAUGUGACCAUGUAAAAAUUGAGACAACCCAUGUAAAACCAGGACCAUUUGUCAUCGUGCGCGGAAAUGACCCGGACACAACAAUGCACACUUGAAAGGAGCUUUUGCCAGGACUGGAGAACACAUUUUUUUCUCGAGUUAGGUCUGACAGCUGCUUCGAACUAAUUUUUGGGUGCAGAAUCCAAAACUGAUGUCAGUUUUUCUCUACCAAGUCAAGUUUUUGAACUAUAGAACCCUGUUUUCUUAAAACAAAUGAACAAUACUGUAUCUAAAAUGUGCAUAUUUUAUAACACUUUAAAUAUUGACAUACAGUGAAAUAUAAAUGAAACAGGCAUGACUGCAACGGUUAUUUAACACUUGAUUGAUGAUUUACAAAGGAUGUGGCACAAAUCUUAAUUCCGACUAUGCCAGCUUUCAAUUUCCAGGUAAUGAUCGCACUGACCGAUUGGGAGCUGCAUACACCUUUCACCGAACUGUCUCAAACAACUCGCCACUUACUACAGCUAACAAGUGGAAUUUUGUUUAUCUGGAGGUUACCCUGUGGAGAAAACUUGACAUGCUAGAAAAAAACAAUGGCUGCAAGUUUGGAAUCAGCAUACCAAGUUUAGUUUCACGCAGCGUAAAAAUCCAACUCAGAAUUUUGCCUGCGUGGGUUUUCUACGGGCAUUUCCGUUUCCUCCUACAUUCCAAAAUCACGCAGAGAAGGUUAAUUGAAAAAUCUGAAUUGGCUGUGAGUGUGAAUGUUUGGUUGGUAGCAUGUGCCCUGUGAUUACCUAGAAACCAGUUCAGGGUGUACCCUGUCUCCUGCCUGAAGAUAGCUGGGAUAAGCUCCAGUGCUUCUGUGACACUUGUGAGGAUAACCAGCUCAUAAAAUGGAUCUUCCCAAGUGUAAAUGAUACGACAUGACUCCUUGUGACUGGUGCCAAGUUAGCCCCCCAAACCUGCUCAGUAGAUGUCUCAAUUUUUGUUUCAUCUGUCAGCCCCCCCAAGUCCCGAGAUGCUUGAGUAUAUGAGGACAGUGCUGCCCAUGUUUGCCUCAUAAAUUGAGAUGUUCUGGGUUUGAAUCCAUUUGCUCACUAUCUCCUUUGUGUUACGCUUUGCUCCCACAUUCCAAAAACAUGUUUAAUUAAUUAAAGACUAAAUAGCCCAUAGGUGUAAAAAAAAAAAAAAAAAAUCUUAAUUAAUUUUAAGUAUUUAACCAAUUGUCAGCGACAACUUAUUGUGCCCAGUUAAUUAUCUAAUCGCUUGGCCAACAUGGUCACAUGACAACUGUAAAAUAUCUUUGGCCAGCGACCAGUCCAGGAUUAAUGCUGUAUGGAUUAUGAAUUCACAAAUUCAAAUUCACUUGGAUAAUUCCUGAAAUGGUACAAAGUUACCUGGGAUCAUGCAACACGCCCAUUUAUAUCCUGCUAUCAUCUAAAUUAACCUGCUGUUCACCAUGGUUGAAAAUGAUGCAAGAUGUAAGUGCGUCACUCAAAAUGAUGAAAACACACAUUUCACUUGUGCACGUUAAGUCCUUAAGUCCCAACAGCUUGCCUGAGGGCAAAACCUUUCUACCACUCAUACUAAAAUAACUUCAUAAUGACUUAGACGUUUCUUUGUACUUUUAUUGGGUUGUUACAAGGAAAAGAAACUGGACCACUGUGAAGAGUUAAAUUAAAGUAUGUAAAUUCAUCAUGAAUAUAGUUCUGGUGAGGUGCAUAUGCUAUGUGCUUCUAUAUUUGUAAGCCAUGCUACGUUUACUCAAGAUGACAAUUGAUUAAUACAGAGAAUGCAUGCAUCCCUCCUGCAAAGGUAUUAUGAGACAAGAGUUCAGAUUUCCAGGUUUUAUUUCAUGGUAUUAACAUCUAGAUUCUGUAUUAAACAACUUAGGACAGAGCACCUUUUGUUUGAAGCCACCCACUUUCAAGUGACCAAAAGUAUUGGAACAGAGUGAAUAAUAGUUAAUAUUAGGCGGCAUAAUCCUUAAUUGCAAUAACCACAUCAAGUCCGGGACCCAUUGACUUCACCAGACUGUUGCAUAUUUGAAAUGCUUUGGCAAGGCUUUACUGCAGCCUCUUUCAGUUCUUGUUUCUGAGGAUUUCUCCCUUAAGUCUCCUCUUCUGGGGGUAAAAUGCAUGCUCUAUUGGGUUAAGGUCUGGAUUAGACUUGGCCAGUCUAAGAAUAGCACUGAUCCGUUUUCCCUCUCAGCUUCAAAAUGGUUUGCUUUUCUUCCGUAGACUGCUCAAUCUUUAUUUUUGCUUAACUACAAAGGCAGUUUGCACAAGUGAAAUCCAAAGCCAAAAACAAGCAUCAAUGACUUUAAGCAAUAAAUCCAAAAGGAAAGACCCGAGUAACUAGAAACACCCAUUAGUCACGUUCCAAUACUUUUGCUCACUUUAAAAGUGGGUGGGCUCAAACUAAAAGUUCAAGACUUCUAGAUGUAAAUACCAUUAAAUUAAAAACUGGAAUAUUGAACACUUGUCUCAUAUAUUUUCAUCUGAAACUCAAAUGUUUUCAGUAUACAAAAGAACAACAAAGAAAUUGAACUUGCUGUUCCAAUACUUUUGGAAGGAACUGUAUAAACUAGUCAUACGUGGAGUUCAUCACAGUAGAUGAGUGACGCUAAUUUACACAAUUCAUGUGAUUCACUUCCCAUAAUGUGCAUGGAGCAUCCCCAGCUUUAAAAAUGUAUUGAUGUCCAACUUAAUAUGUUGUUGUCUGCAUUAGGAAUUGGCAUAAUCAGAUUCCUACUGCGUGCUGUUGCUGCUUGAUUGCGUCUUGAAGCAAACAAGGCAAAAUGGAGUACAGUACUUGAUUGCUACCAUUAGCGGUAAUGUUAAUUUUGUCUCAAUUAGUUAAUUAAUCUAACAUCCGCUAUAGAAAGUGAAGCUUCCAUUAGCAAACAGUGCUUUUUUUGGCGGUCCCAACUGGAAGUGGAACUGGGUUUUGACCAACCUGGCACAGCUUUUCUUAUGUUUCUGUCCCUUUGCCUUCAGUGACUUCUAUGUAAAUACGUCACUCCAUAUAAUGUGUACAGUUUGCUUAGCUGGAAUUGAAAUAGUGAGUUUUAAGCUCAUCGUCAGUUUGUGGUGUUAUACAGUUUGUUUGUUUUUUAACAAAUAAACAGAUGCAUUUGGUUUUAAUAUAUGAAAGCAAGUGCAGUGAUGCAUUCAUCUUGGGUGUAUCAAUCACAAUGUUUAAAGUGGAAACUCAGACCACAGUCUGGAUAGUGUUUUCAUUCGAAGUACAAAUGGGUUUCAGUGUAAUGACUUUAAAAACAAAGGAAGCUCAGUGAUAAUAUUUAAAAAAAAAAAGAGUGGCUGGGAUUUUUGGAGAUUUAUUAAGGAAAAACUGAAAUAUCACAACCGUAAGUAUUGAGACCCUUUGCUGUGACACUCAGGUAUUUGACUUGGGUGCUGUAUCUUCUGAUCAUUCUUGAGAUGGUUCAACACCUUCGUUGGAGUCCAGCUAUGUUUGAUUGUACUGAUUGAACCUCAUCAGAAUGAGCUUUAUUGGAAAGCUACACACUGGUCUGUAUAAAACCUUGCGUCAGAGCAAAUGAGAAUCAUGAGGACAGAGAAACUGCCUGAAGAGCUCAGAGACAGAAUUGUGGCAAGACACAGAUCUGAUCACGCUGACUGCUGCGCUUAUGAUUCCAAAGAGCACAAUGUCGUUCAUGAGCCUUAGAUGCAAGACGUUUGGGAAGAGAACCCUUCCUAGAGCUGGCCGUCGGGCCAAACAGAUCCACUGGGGGAGAAGCGGCGUACUAAGAGAGGUAAAAAGAACCCAAAGAUCAACGUGGCAGAGCUCCAGAGAUGCAGUCGAGAUCUGGGACAAAGUUCUAGAAAGUUAACCAUAACUGCAGCUCUCCACCAGUCAGGACUCGAUGGCAGAGUAAGACACAUGAAAGUCUGCAUGGAGUUGGCCUAAAUACACCUGAAGUACUUCAAUAUGGUGAGAAAUGUGAUUCUCUGAUCUAAUGACACCGAGACAGAACUUUUUGGCCUUAAUUCUAAGCAUUAUGUGUGGAGAAAACCAGGUCCUACUCAUCACCUGUCCAAUAGGGUCCCGAUAGUGAAGCAUGGUGGUAGCAUCAUCUUGCUGAGGGAGUUUCAUCUGCAGGGACAGGACUGGAUGCAAUUGAAUGAAAGAUGAAUGCAGCCAAGUACAAAGACAUCCUGGAUGAAAGCCUUCUACAGUGUUCAGGAACUCAGACUGGGCCGAAGCUUCAUCUUCUCACAAGGUAACAACCCUAAGUACACAGCUAAAAUAAUGGAGUGGCAUCAGAACAACUCUGUGACUGUUCUUGAAUGGCCAAGCCAGAGCCCUGACUUAAACCCAAUUGAGUAUUUUUGGAGGGACCUGAAAAAGGCUGUUAACCAACUUUCACGAUCCAACCUAACAACUUAAGAGGAUCCCCCAAAUUCAUGUGUGAAAAUCUUGGGAAAUCAUUCCCGAAAAGACCCAUAGCUAUCUUGGUAAAAAUUUUCAGAACUUUUAAUUUUUACUAUCAUAGUUUCGCAGAUGACACAAUUAUAUUUAGCAGUGUCUCCAGAUGGCUACAGUUCAAUCGAGGUGUUGUCACUGCCUAAAGCAGAUAAAUAACUGGAAGGGCCAAAGUUUUCUUCAACUAAACCUCAACAAAAUUGAACUGAGUUCGCAAUAAAGAAAAGAGGAUUGCUGUUAGUAAAUACCCGGACUCACUAUCUUUAAAAACCAAAGACCAAGUCGGAAACCUUGAUGUUUUGAUACAUUCCAAUCUGACUUAACAGUCAUGUCAAACCACUUUUACCAUCUGAAGAACGUAUCCGGAAUGAAGGCUUGCAUGUGUCAAACAGACCAGGAAAAUCUCAUCAAUGUUGUUAUUUCGGGCAGACUUGACUAUUGUAAUGGUCUUCUGACUGGAUUCCCGAAAAACAGCAUUCAAAAGCUGCAGCUCAUUCAGAAUGCUGAAGCUGAAGAGGUAAGAGCAUAUAACUACAAUUCUAAAGUACAUACACUGGCUUGUAGUCAGCUGUAGAAUAGAUUUUUUUUUAAUUCUCCAUUUUCUAUGAUUUAUUUCUAUGCAUUUAAAUGCUUUCAGUCCUGUAAAGCAUUGAGUUACCUUGUGUAUGAAAUGCACGACAAAUUUGUUUGCCUCAGGCCAAAAGGGUGCUUCGACUUAAUAUACUGAGCAAGGGGUCUGUAUAACUAUGGUUGUGUGUGAGAUUUCAGUUUUUCCUUUUUUAAUCUGCAAAAAAAAAAAUCUAACUCCCAUUUUUCUGUCAAUAUGGGGUUCUGCGUUUAUAUUGGGGGGGGGAUGAAAUGUCAUGAUUUUAACAUAUCGCUGCGGUAUGCAAGUACAUGGUGGCAGUUCUUGCAAGGUCAGUGGGGACAAUGGGAACAAACUCUUAAAAACCAAUGAAAUGGACGGACGUAAUGAAGACGGCAUCGCUCCUGAGGUCCUGUAAAUAUUUUGAAAAAUGAAUUUAAGUUUCUGAAGAACAAGAUGUGCACACUUAUCUAUUUUGUACGAUUUUUAACAGGGAUUUUAGGGCCUCAAAUGUCGAAAGGACGACGUCAGUCAGAAUCCGCCAAGAAGCUGCACUGGGUGGACGUACUCGAACAUACCCAGGCUAUGGCAGUGUUUGUGAUCAGAAAUACCACCACAGCAGAUCAUGUCAUCAAUACGGAGAUUAAAAUGUCAAUACUGUGUGGCAAAAACAAUGUUGCUUUCACCUUCUGUGACGACUUCAACAAGUAUGUAGCUGAGAUGUUCCUUGGCUGUGCUAUCGCACGGAAAUAAAGAAAAACAGAAAAACCAAGGCAACAUAAAUCAUCCAAGGUAAGUUGAGUCAAAUUGAGUAUAUUAUGCAUGCAUGGUAGGUUAAUUUAUGACUCUAAAUUGCCUUUACGUAUGAUUGUGAGUGCGACUGUUAUUUGUUUCUCUCUAUGUGCCCUGUGAUUGUCUGGCAACCAUUUCAGGAUGUGCCCUGCCUCCUGCCCGAAGAUACAAUGAAGAGAAUAAGUAUUUGAACACGCUGCUAUAUUGCAAAUUCUCCCACUUAGAAAUCAUGGAGGAGUUUGACAUUUUCAUUGUAGGUGGAUGUCCACUGUGAGAGAGAUAAUCUAAAAAGAAAAAUCCAGAAAUCACAAAGUAUAAUUUUUUAACAAUUUAUUUGUGUGAUACAGCUGCAAAUAAGUAUUUGAACACCUGUCUAUCAGCUAGAAUUCUGACCCUCAAAGACCUGUUAGUCCGCCUUUAAAAGUCCACCUCCACUCAGAUGCACCUGUGUGAGGUCGUUGGCUGCAUAAAGACACCUGUCCACCCCACUUAUAACAUGGCCAAGACCAAAGCUGUCCAUAGACACCAAAGACAAAAUUGUACAACUCCACACAGCUGGAAAGGGCUACGGAGAAAUAUCCAAGCAGCUUGGUGAAAAAGGGUCCACUGUUGGAGCAAUCAUUAGAAAAUGGAAGAAGCUAAACAUGAUGCUCAAUCUUGGUCGGGAUGGAGCUCCCUCCAUGCAAGAUAUCACCUCGUGGGGUCUCAAUGAUGCUUAGAAAGGUGAGGAAUCAGCCCAGUACUACACGGCAGGACUUGGUCAAUGACCUGAAAUGAGCUGGAACCACCGUUAAACCAGCACAUUUCAAGGCCCAUCUUAAGUUUGCCAAUGACCAUUUGGAUGAUACAGAGGAGUCAUGGGAGAAAGUUUUGUGGUCAGAUGAGACCAAAAUGGAACUUUUUGCUCAUAAUUCAACUAACCGUGUUUGGAGGAAGACGAAUGAUGAGUUCCAUCCAGAGAACACCAUCUCUACUGUGAAGCAUGGGGGUGGUAGCGUCAUGCUUUGGGUGUGUUUUUCUGCCCAUGGGACAGGACGACUGCACUGUAUUCAGGAGAGGAUGACAGCAGCCCUGGAUUGUGAGAUUUUGGGGAACGACCACUUUCCCUCAGUCAGAGCAUUGAGGAUGGGUCACAGCUGGGUCUUUCAACCUGACAAUGACCUGAAGCAAACAGCCGGGAAAACCAAGGAGUGGCUCCGUAAGAAGCACAUCAAUCUUCUGGCAUGGCCUCGCCAGUCUCCAGACCAAAACCCAAUAGAUAAUCUUUGGAGGGAGCUGAAACAGAAAAAAUCCCUCCUGCAGUGUGUGCAAACCUGGUGAAUGACUACAGGAAAGGUUUGACUUCUGGAAUUGUACCAAAUAUUAACAUUGGUUUUCUCAGGUGUUCAAAUACUCAUUUGCAGCUGUAUCACACAGAUAAAUUGUUAAAAAAAUCCUAUAUUGUGAUUUCUGUAUUUUUCUUUUUAGAUUAUCUCUCACCGUGGACAUGCACCUACGAUGAAAAUUUCAGACCCC
Molecule: messenger RNA, 10401 nt
Organism: Syngnathoides biaculeatus (alligator pipefish)
Lineage: Eukaryota; Metazoa; Chordata; Actinopteri; Syngnathiformes; Syngnathidae
Gene: klhl21
Product: kelch-like family member 21
Exons: 5
Coding region: 634-2463 (609 amino acids)
Biological process (GO): protein ubiquitination
Molecular function (GO): protein binding
Source: RefSeq, a predicted model, not a curated record